Molecule: messenger RNA, 471 nt
Organism: Aedes albopictus (Asian tiger mosquito)
Lineage: Eukaryota; Metazoa; Arthropoda; Insecta; Diptera; Culicidae
Product: ubiquitin-like protein 5
Exons: 3
Coding region: 106-327 (73 amino acids)
Biological process (GO): protein modification process; mRNA splicing, via spliceosome
Cellular component (GO): cytoplasm; nucleus
Molecular function (GO): protein binding; protein tag activity
Source: RefSeq, a predicted model, not a curated record
GUCGCAUCAAGAACGUUUAGCAGCAGCAGUGUCCAGUUUCGUUCGAUUCGCACCUGAAUUUCUUCUUAAAAAUCCGAUUAUUCCGGAUUCCAUUCCUCUGUAAUCAUGUUGGAAAUUACGUGUAACGACCGGCUUGGCAAGAAGGUCCGAGUGAAAUGCAAUCCGGACGACACCAUCGGAGAUCUGAAGAAGCUCAUUGCCGCACAAACGGGAACCCGGUACGAUAAGAUUGUGCUGAAAAAGUGGUACACCAUUUUCAAGGAUAAUAUCAAACUGUCGGAUUACGAAAUCCACGAUGGAAUGAACUUGGAACUGUACUACCAGUGAUGGGAUGGAACAAAAUGCAAAUUUUCUUUACAUUUUAAGUUAAUCAUUAAUUCUGGGGUUGACUUUUGUCUGCUUAAUUGACAUUUGUGUUCUGAUAAAGAAUGUAAAUAAAUAAAUCAUAAAAAGGAUGGGAAACGAACAAUA